Molecule: messenger RNA, 429 nt
Organism: Linum trigynum
Lineage: Eukaryota; Viridiplantae; Streptophyta; Magnoliopsida; Malpighiales; Linaceae
Source: the annotation of a GenBank genome assembly
AUGCGUUGCCUUCUAGAUCUAGGAUUGCAUUCGGUCGUUCAACCAUUCAACUCGAAGAGUGUUCGCGGGAAUCACUUUGGAAACAGUCAGUCGACUGUCCCUCCCGCCGACGCCGGUGCAUCCUUCUGGAAACUGCCCACGCUGAAUGGCUUGGUCGCCUACUUGCUAGAAUCUCGGAGAUUGGUUGGUAUUUGGACUCAAAGAGAAGAAAGGAGGCUAAUCGAAUCAUUCAGGUCGAUAGAUUUGCCGGAAAAGAAGGUUGCUGCUUCAAAAUCUCAGAGAUUAACGAUGACGGCAGGCUCUAUUUCAUCGUUUUUCCUCAUUAUGCCAAAGGCCUUUCCAGGUUGGCGGCGAGCUGCAAGCGGCAGGCAAAGGAAAUAUCCCCGUCAAGAAGACCAUUUCCCAAAAUGCUUGGGUAUCCCCGAAUAG